AUGACGCAGACCGAGGGGCAGAAAAAUGAAUUAAUGUGUCCGCUGGUGACCACACCAGGCGGCCAGCACUACGAGCCUAUGGUGCUCCGUGAUGUGACUGCGAUGAUGGAAAAAAUGCCCCCACUUCACAGAGGAGGUAAAGUGUGGCUGAACAAAUUUUUGGCUCUGAUGAGUGGGCAGAGCUGUACACUCGGUGACAUGCGUCAGACAUUGGCAGGAGCAUGCUCUCUAGUACAAUUGCAGGCGAUUGAGGAAGCAGCAGGCACAGCGAGACUGGGGAGGGAGGUGCCCUUGCCACAAGUAGCAGCGCCCCUGUUUGAAAACAUUAAAUUGACUUUCCCACAACCCACCGAUCUGGCCCCCACUAUGUUUCCUUAUGAUGUGAAAAUGUCACCAGCACAGCAUUAUGUAACAUGUGUGGAAAGUUGGAUUGAAACUACAGGUCGUCAUCCGGCUCUCUCGCCCGAGGCAGAGGUGCUCUUCCGGACGGCGCUAGUGGAUGGACUUCCGCCAGACGUGAAGCAGCAGCUGAUGUCAGACCCUGACAUUCUGGUUUGUGCCGAAGCACGAUUUAAACGUCAUCUUUUGUAUCACUGCAGAACGUUCACUGAGUCACAAGCUAAAGUUGAGAACGAGACAGACGCAUUAUCAAAACAGUUGCUGAAAUUACAAUUGGCAAAGAUGCAUGGUGAAGCUAAACAGUCAAAAUCACAGAAAAAGGAUUUGUUUGAAGAAAUUGAAGGGCACAUGUGGGAUUUAACUUCAUCAUGCAUUUUGAUUGGUAAAGAGGGAGUUGCAGCAGCUACUGAAUUAACACCUGAACAAAUGCAGUGGUUCAAAAUGACAGAAAAAGGGGUACCACACAUUUCGCUAGCUCUUGCCCCAGGUCAUGAAGCCAGACAAUUGGGCUCAAUGGUCAAACAUUUGUUGCUGCAAACCGACUGGCGGAAAACACACAUCCCUAAUUUGUAUUGGUCAGAGUCUCAGAAAGCUUACCAAAUUAAACAACCCAUGGUAGACUCAGGGCUGCUGGAGAUGAUGUUGGUAUCUCGCACACAUGGCAGGGAAUUAACUGAUCAUGAGGACGCUGAAGUAAUGCUCGCGGCCUUGCCCGACACCUUGUGGUCCCAAGGUCCAUUUGAUGUCGGGUUUUGUCACUCGAUGGCCCCUAUUGAUCUCCAAAUGGAUGAGACGCAGCCUAUCAAACGACCCCAAUAUCGUUGGCCGAGUGAGGCGGACCAAGGCAUGGAAGACACUCUGUGCGGCCUCUGGGACGCAGGGGUGUUGGAAGUGUCAUGCUCCGAAUGGAACACCCCGUUAAGGCCAGUCCAAAAAGCAGAUGGGAAAACAUGGCGCAUGGCACAUGAUUUGAGAGCAGUAAAUGAUGUCACUAUAACUCCUGUUCUUCCCGUGCCAGACCCGCACCGAAUCCUUGCAUCAUUGAACCCUGCCUAUCAGUGGUUCACCGUAAUUGAUUUGGCUAAUGCCUUCUUCUGCCUCCCGCUUUCCCCCUCAGUGCGGCACGUGUUCGCCUUCACUUACAAAGGGAUGAAAUUGCAAUACACACGCAUGCCGCAGGGAUUCAAAAAUUCGCCAGGAUUGUUCAAUCAGGUCCUCAAAGAACUCCUCGAACCAUGCCAAAUGCCGGAUGGCACAUUGUUGUUGCAAUAUGUCGAUGAUUUGUUGAUUGCAGCAAAAGACGAGCAGACGUGUCUUGAAGGAACAAAGAAAGUGUUGUUGUGGUUAGGGGAGAAAGGGUUCAAGGUGUCAAGAAAGAAACUGCAAUGCUGUCGCCAACAGGUCACUUUUCUGGGACGUGUGUUGACCCCUAGUGGCCUCGCCAUGUCGCCUGAACAUAGAAGCUCCAUCCUCCGACACCCACGGCCCGCCACCGUCCAGGAGAUGCUAUCAUUCCUGGGGUUGUGCGGCUACAGCAGACAUUACAUACCCUGUUUUGCUGACAAAACUGGUGUCCUACGGGCCCUGAUCCGCGAACAGGGGGCGAGGAAUCUCAGGGCUUGCCUGGUUUGGACACCGGAGGCUGCUGAGGUCUUUGUGUCACUGGUGCAGGAGCUGGCCUCUGCUGCGGCUUUGGCCACUCCUGACUACACUCUGCCCUUCCAUCUAGAUGUCUCUAUUUCAGGGAAAGUUGUGAAUGGAGCUCUGUACCAGAAAAUGCAGCAUGGACGUGCAGUGUUGAUGUAUUGCAGCGUCCCCUUGGACAACAUUGAGCAACGACAACCCGAUUGUUCCAGAUAUGCGGCUGGCCUGGCAAAGGUCUUACUCAAAACAGCCCACACGGUCAUGGGGCAUCCAGUUUAUGUGUUAACUGAUCAUGCAGUGUCUUCAUUUGUCGCAUCGGCGGCGUUCACGUUGACUCCACUGCGACAAACACGGUUGUUGAAAAUAUUGACUGCCCCAAAUGUCAACUAUGUCCAUUCCGGAGUGAACAUGGCCGAUCAAUUGUUGGUGGGACCCCAUGAGUGUGCAUCAAAGGUCCAGACGGUGGCGAAAGUCCGACCUGACCUCUAUUCCACUCCGCUCGGGCACGGUCGUGUGGUGUUCACAGAUGGCUGCUGCUGGAGAGACAGGAUGGGCUCCCUCCAUGCGGCCGCGGCUGCGGUCGAGUGGAGGGAUGGUUCCUUCCAGCCUCUUAAAGUGAUGAAGCUCAACACCCACCCAUCGGCCCAGGCGGCAGAAGUCUUUGCUCUGGUGUUAGCUUUACGACAAUGCAAGGGGGAAGCCGUGACCAUCUAUUCUGACUCCGCUUAUGCGGUGUCGGCGGCUUUACUCGAUCUGGUGGGGUGGCUGCAGAAUGGGUUCACGACGGCCAGGGGCUCGGAGAUUGCGCACAAGGAUUUGAUGUUGCAUUUGUUUGAGGCAUUGAAGUACCCGAGCGAGGUGGCCAUUGUCAAAGUGCCUGGUCACUCCAAAGCUGACACCUUAGUAGCUAGGGGGAAUCGAGCGGCUGAUGAAUUGGCCAAGCAGACGGCCGGGUAUGGCGGGGCAGAGGACAUGAUGGUGUCCCGCGGUCCACUAAUUGUGGACGGGGAACACCCCGACUCCUGUUUGCCUCUGUCACUCUCGCAUGCCGAUCUGUGUGCCGCCCAGGGUGCCACGUCCCCGGAACAAAAAUCGGUCUGGCUGGCAGCAAAGGCUGUCAAACGAUCAGAUGGCUUGUGGGUAGGACCCAAAGGACAGCCAGCUCUUCCGGAGGGAAGGCUGAUGUCGGAGGUCCUGACACAGGCUCACACACCUUCCCAUGUGGGUCCCCAUGCCAUGAUGAUCCAUCUUCGAAGUUGGUGGCAUCCCAAACUCUCAGAUGUGGUCUGGAAAUUCGUUGCGGAUUGUGAGUCUUGUCAGACGUUCAAUGCACGCCCUACGUUGAAGCCUAAGCCCGGCCUGUUUCAGCCGGCCCCAUGGCCGGGGGCAGAGGUGAUCAUUGAUUUCACAGACAUGAAUACAAGAGUGAAUGGAAAACGCUUUUUGCUUGUGUUGGUUGACGCUUACUCGGGCUGGCCGGAGGCAUAUCCGUGCUCGAAGGAAGAUUCUGCUGCGGUGAUCAAGGCUUUGAUCACCCAUUACAUCCCUACCCACGGUUUUCCGGCCUUGAUCCGUUCUGACAAUGGUACACACUUUAACAACAAAGCCUUGGCCAAGGUAGAAUCAAUUUUGGGGUUGAAGCAUCGAUUCGGGUGUGUCUACCAUCCUCAGUCUCAAGGCCGCGUUGAACGACUUAACCGAACGCUAAAAGAGAAAUUGGCCAAAAUUAUGGCUCAGACGGCAAUGAAUUGGCUACAAGCACUUCCGCUUGCUUUGCUGUCUGUGAGACAAUCCGUUAACAGGAGCACUGGAUUCGCACCGUUUGAGUUGAUGACGGGCCGUCUAAUGCCAGGACCAGCGACGACGCUCGUCCCACCAGAGGAUGUUCCGGUACCUAAUUUAUCUCAUACAGCAUACUGGUCCUAUUUGUCUGCUUUGGUGUCCAGUGUUUCUGCACAGCUUGGAGAAAAAUCCGCUGCGGCUGCGGCGGAGGAAGGUGUGUCGGUGGAGAAACAGCUCACGCCGUACGUGUACGUCCGAGUCAUCUCCAGGAAGUGGACGGACCCCCGGUGGAAGGGCCCCUUUCGUGUCUUGGCCAGGACGUCUCACGCGGCCCAACUCGACUUCAAAGGACGCCGGUGGUAUCACUACUCACAACUCCGUCCGGCCCCAGAGUUUGUUCCGUCAGGAUGAAGGUAUUCCUGGUUGGCCGUGUCCCGGACCCGGCCAAGAGGGGGGGAACAGAAGGAGUAGGGGAAGCAAUACGGAGAAGGAAAGGGGAGGGCCCGAAUGGUUUUUCGAAAUUUGCGAGAUUAAUUUUAGGACUGUUAUUUGUAGGUUGUAUUUUUGUGUGGACAGUGAUGACGAUUGAUGAGACCUUCCAGCAGAAAACGUCCCAGAUUCAAAUUUCACACACCACAAACAACAUCAUGUCUGAGCAUCAUUUAAACAUCCGGUCCAAAAGACAAGUGACCGGGGUCACUCAGACACACCGGGGACACUGCGAACCGGUCCAAUCAUUUAAAUGGGGGAUCCAGGUUUGCAUCCCUAAAAACGUGACAGUACAAAUUAUCAUACCGUUUGAAAGUUUGGUGAACGGGCAGAUUAGAGGACAGGAUUAUCGGGAUUAUGAUUGGUAUUUGACCAACGACUUGGUAAAUAGGGGUUGGAAAGAUCUGGUAUGGGACACUAAAGAUUGGUAUAAGUCAUGGGGGACUAGUGUUCAAGCAAAACAACAUCAGCAAAUGAUAAAAGGGGAAAAAACGCAGACAGGCAUCACCUUGUGGGUUAAUGCUUCACACGAUUUACAUUUAGGAAGACGCACAGUAGGGUGCUGGGGUUUCCAGUUAAACAUAUAUGUGUAUAAAUACCCGUAUUGGCAGAUGUUCCUCUGUCAAGGUGAGGAUGCCAAACAAGAAGUAUCUUUGAGUCCCUCAACAGACCCCCGAAUUUUAGC
Messenger RNA from Syngnathus acus (greater pipefish), 4999 nucleotides. RefSeq lists its product as uncharacterized. The transcript has 2 exons. Lineage: Eukaryota; Metazoa; Chordata; Actinopteri; Syngnathiformes; Syngnathidae. The record is from RefSeq and is a predicted model, not a curated record. Gene Ontology annotation, biological process: DNA integration. Gene Ontology annotation, molecular function: RNA-DNA hybrid ribonuclease activity; nucleic acid binding. The coding region runs from base 1 to 4236 and encodes 1411 amino acids.